Messenger RNA from Phyllotreta striolata, 2307 nucleotides. The record is from the annotation of a GenBank genome assembly. Lineage: Eukaryota; Metazoa; Arthropoda; Insecta; Coleoptera; Chrysomelidae.
AUGAACUCCAAAAAGUACAAAAGGAAUGCAGGUAUUGAUGGAAACGAUGAUGGACUAAGAAAAACGAAAAAGAAAAAAAUAGAGUCAACAAACGAAAACCUGGACUAUGAAAACAAACCUAUAAAGAGGAAGAACGUCGAAACCGAGGAUCCCGAUGAAGUGCCAUCUAAAAAAACUAAAAAGAAUAAAUUUUCAGGUAACGAUAACACUGAAUUAGUUUUAUCGAAUGAGAACAUCGAGAAUGUACAAUCUACUAAAAAUGAACAAAAAAACGGGCACAUCGGUAAUGAAAUAGAAGCUGAAGGGACUAAUGUAGACAACGGUGCAGUGUCUAAAAAGGGCAAGAAGAAGAAAAAAUCUAAAGCCGAUGAUCAAGAAAGCAAUGAAAACGUUUCUACUGUGAAGCCUUCCAAAAGAGGCACAAAAAGUUCAAAAUUAACAGCAGAGGAAUUGGAAGAACCUGUUGUUAAUAGUUCCAAAGUGAUUUUAACCCAUGAAGUCAAUAUCGUCGAUAUUAAAGGCGAAAAAGUCGAUGAAGACGACGAGAACGUUGUGACAAUAUCUAUUAAAGAAGACGGAUUAGAUUCCGAUUGGGAUGAAAAUGAUCUCCUUAAACAGUUAGAAAGGAAAGUAGAAAAGAAAGAUCCCCCUAAAGAAACGAGAGCAGGCAUUGAUUGGCCCAACGGUGAUUUAAUAGAGUUAAUGGAUCGAAUGGAAACAUAUCUUCCAGAAAACGAUUUGAAACCUUAUAUGAAACGAGUCGAAGCUCUAGAAUGGGACAAAAUUGCUUUUAAAAACUACUCGUCCGAAGAUUGUAAGAAAACUUGGAAUUUAGUUUUAAAGAAAGUCAGGAGGUAUAGAAUAUUAAAAGAAGUCAUCCAAGAUGCCAAAGAAUGGAUUGUAGCGCCGAGAACAAAGAGUAAAAAAGCAAAAAAUCGACAUCCCGACAUGCCGAGAAGGCCUUUAUCUGCUUAUUUCAUCUACUAUCUAAAAAAGAAAGAUUCGUUACAAGCCGAACAUCCAGGUUUAGAUGCUACGGAACUUGCGAAGAUGUGCAGCCAAAAGUUUAAACUAUUGCCGCCAGAAAAUAGAAUGAAAUAUGAAAAAAUUGCCAACAAAAACAAGGAGGAGUAUGAACAAAAAAUGAAGGAGUUCUAUGACACUCAUCCCGAAUGCAAAGCAGAAAAGGAAUUGAAAUCUAAAAGACCGCCUAAGCUACCAAAAUCCCCGAAACCUGUGGUCGAAAAACCCCCCAAACUCCCGAAAGAAAAAGUGCCCAAACGCCCCCUAAACGCUUUUCAAUACUACCACUUAUCCGAAGCUUCCAAAGAACAAGUCGAUGAUAAAGGCGCAUUCAAAGAAUUAUGCAAAGAAAGGUGGAAGCAAAUGCCCGAUGAUAAGAAAAUCGAAUGGAUUAGCUACUCCGAGGCCGAAACAUUGAAGUACGAGGAAGAACUAAAGGAGUAUAUUAAGAACCAUCCUGAUUAUGUACAUACAGCUACUAACAAACCACAAUUAACGAAAGAAGAGCUUCUUGUUAAGGAGCGGCUUUCGGGCAAACCGCCAAAACCUCCAGUGUCAGCUUACAAUCUGUUUGCUAGAUUGAUCUUGAAUCCCGAGGUUAAUUCCGAUAUUAAAAAUAUUCCAGUGAAGGAGCGGCUGGUUUACGUGUCGAAUCAAUGGAAAGAGUGCACUGAGGAAGAUAAGAAACAUUAUAAGGAAUUAUUCGAUCAGGCCAUAGAAAAAUAUAAUAAAGAAUAUUCCGCGUAUCUUGAAUCUUUGCCGGAAGAAGAGAGACAAUUAGAAAUUGCCAAAACUAAAUCAAAGCGUACCAAGUCGGAAGAGAAAGACAAGAAAACUAAGGCGGGAAAACCACUGAAGAAAAAAGCUGAUACUAAUUCAGAAAAUAAAAAAGCAGUUAAUAACAAAGUAAAUAAUGCCUUAAAAAAGGUUGAGAAAAAACCGAAAAAAUUAAUCGAACCAGAACAACCCCCUAUUUCGCCCUUAAAGUACUUUGCAUCUUUAUAUAAAGGCGACGAGUCUGUAGCUAAAGCAUGGAAAGCUCUGUCAGCAGAUGAAAGGAAAAAUUACGAAGAUGAACUUACCCAGAAGAAAAAGGCGUAUAUAUUAGAUUUCGAGAAAUUUUUGAAGAGUAUGACGAAAGAAGAAUUGGAGAGUUUUUCUAAUUCCAGAAAAAAACAGAAUCAAAAUGUUUCACAGGAAGAUGAAGAUGAGGAUGAAACGAGUGAUCAGUCAGAUUCGGAUGAUUCUAAUGAUGAUUCAGGAAACGAGGAAGAAGAAAAUUAA